AUGAACAUUAGACGUGCUGCUGUGUCAUUUACAGGUGGAAUAGACUGUACUCUGUGUCUUCAUCUAGCUCUUAACGAUGAAACAAUAUCGAUUGACUUGCUAGUAACUUUUGCAUCUGUCAGUUUCAAAUCAUGUAAGUCUUUAAUAAAAAUAUUUUAUGAAAAAUUUACUUUGUUUUUAAGUCUUAGCUCAUCCAAUGCAUAUAUUGUAGGUGAUAUUCUUGACAUUUGUAAUAAUUUCAUGGGUCAUGCUACUGAAGAGUCUGGAGUUGAAUUAGCUAAUGAAGGAUUUGAUAUAGGUGUAUUCUGUGUUGAUAUUGACAAAAUAGAUCAAACAGUAGCAACUAAUUUAGUUGGACAAUCUUAUUUUCAUGUCUAUGAAAAGAUCAAAGAAAUAAAUGGGCGACCAUUCUAUUGGCAAACACCAUUUAAUCAGUUUGUCGAUGUAUACAAUGAAUCAAGCCUUAAUAUUAGUUGGCCAUAUUAUAAUCCCGAAAGGGGUGAACCAUCUUCUAUACAAUUUUCUGUUAUCGUGUAUAAACUAAACGCAACUGACAUAUUUCGUUAUAAUUUUUCUAUGGAUGGUAAAGAUCACUUUGAUUCCAUAUCACGUAUGAUAGUGAACAGCAAUUUUUUAAAAGCUAAUGUAUAUUAUGCUGUCGCUACCGAAUACAAUAUAACUUUUAUUGAUGGAACAAGUCCAGACCCGUGGCAGUUGGGAGCCACUAGACCUGAAUUGAUCAAAAUGGCAACAACACCGAUACCUGGUGCAAGAAGAUUUGUUGAUAUUAAAUCAAAUUCAGCUAUUAUUUCAAUGAUGUGGCCAAGAGAAGUUCCUUAUUUUAAACUUGAAACGAAUGUAAAUCUAGGUGGUGGAAAUACAAUAUUACCAAUAGAAACUGUCUUAAAUGAAAUUUAUUUAAUAAGAAAAUACCGUUUUGAGAAUUUAUCAUCGGAUACAGACUAUACUCUAACUACAUAUUUUGGACAUUAUUACCUUCCAGAUGAUGGUUUCGAAUCGAUUGCGGAUUUACAAACCAUCAGAACUUUAAAAAACUGA
This is a messenger RNA of Adineta steineri, 1059 nucleotides long. The record is from the annotation of a GenBank genome assembly. Lineage: Eukaryota; Metazoa; Rotifera; Eurotatoria; Adinetida; Adinetidae.